Molecule: messenger RNA, 5372 nt
Organism: Osmia lignaria (orchard mason bee)
Lineage: Eukaryota; Metazoa; Arthropoda; Insecta; Hymenoptera; Megachilidae
Product: prolyl 3-hydroxylase 2
Biological process (GO): collagen fibril organization; collagen metabolic process
Cellular component (GO): endoplasmic reticulum
Molecular function (GO): oxidoreductase activity, acting on paired donors, with incorporation or reduction of molecular oxygen; L-ascorbic acid binding; collagen binding
Source: RefSeq, a predicted model, not a curated record
AAUAAACUGAUUCAAGGAACAACGUACACGCGUACACUACCGUUCAUAAGUUGCGGUAAGAAUUACACUUAUUCAAAAAGUUCAUUCCAAAUACUCAUGAACGAUAAUGUAUUACUAUGCCAGCAGUUAACGUACUAACAUUUAAUAUCUUUGUUAAAACUUGAAGAAACUCAGCUUGACCGUGAUCACGUUCCAGGAAACGAGCCUGAACCUUUUUUAGAAUCGAAUAUAUUCACCGUGUGAAGCGACAGAACACGCAAGGAAGAAAUAUAUCGUAAAAAGUAAUUUAAAAGCAAAGCUCCAUAAAUGUUUCUCACAGAGAGAAUAAAGGAAUACGAUCCAAAGUGUUUGAGAAAGGAAGAGAAAGAAACUACCAAACACCGAAUUUCAUUGGUCGCAUAUUAAUCAACAGUAGGCGUAUAAUAUUAUAACGAAGCUAAGAAGCAUGUAGCUAAAAGAGUAGACGAGUCACGAUCGUUGUUACUUUUGUUUUUCGCAUGUAGACGCGUAAGUGAGGCCAAUUAGCAACGCACCAUCAGGCAGAGCAACUUCCGGUUCUUCGGCCGAACGAAGUAUACAUUCGGAGGCUACUGCAAUAAUCAUGGGUCGAAUUGUAUCGCGUGUACAAUCGUCGAAUGAAUUAUCAGGAAUGAAUAGAGGAGAUGGAAGUAGAAGAGAGAUAAAAAUCAGAGCAGCCAGGGGGUCAACAAACUUGGGUAACGUUUUUUAGGAUCACCAUUUGUGUCCAUCCAACCGUGACAUUUAGAAAAUUGGGUAAAGAGAUAGGGCGAGCAAAAUCUGUGUUGGGGAAACAGAAGAGGAACAGUGGAGGAAAGUGCUGCGAAGCACGAUAUUCAAUUAUGAAAAGUCUACAAUAUACUAUUGCAGAACUCCCAAAAAAGGCCAAGGAGUACCUGAAGUCAUUGGCGUAAUAAAGCUAGAAGACCUCUCCUACUUCAGAGCAACGAUCCUUAUAUACUUAAGUUAAUCCCUGAAAGCAAAUGAACAUCCUCCGUCAACAUCGUACGGCCCUGAAGUCGCACUUGGAGAUAGGAAAUGAGAAGGCAAGAGUAGGGAGACGGCGAUUACGUGUACCUCGCGUGGAGAUCAGCAUCUCGCAGAGUUUUAGCUCUUCUUGAGGGAGCUCAGUAUGAAUCGGGACAGCUAAGCGUCCACCAUGAUCAGAUUCGUCACACUCUUGUUUCUUUGUGGCGUGAUCACCUGCAACAACGACACUCUCAGCACUGUAACCUCAGGCGACGAGCAGGUGGAGGAUUUAGGGACGGAGGAAAAGAAUUGGUCCGCGAAGAAUAAGACCCUGAACGAGCUGUUCAAGGAUGCUGUUCAAGCUUAUCUCGAAGAAAACUGGGUCCGCUGCAUCGAUGACUUCAACGCGGUCAUGCAAGGGUACAAGGUUUACAGGCGUAUGAUAGUGAAUUGUAGAGAGAAAUGUAGAGCUAAGGCUGCUGGGACGGCUCCUAUUUUCCCAGAAAAUAUCGACGAUCUCCACUUUUAUGAGAAAAAGGUGAGGGAAACCUUGUGUCUUCUAACGUGUAAUCAAGAGUACCGGGAGAUCGCCGGCGCGAAGGCGCUGAAGAUGUUACCCCGUGACACGGAACAAAAAUUAAUUGAUCAUCAUGUAUACGAGUACCUGCACAUUUGUUAUUAUCAGAAAAAUCGUUAUCAAGAUGCAGCCAACGCGCUCUUCACGUUCCUGGUAAGGCAUCCAGAACACGAAGCGAGCAUUGAAACGUUGAAGCGGUAUUUGACACUGCCAGGGGUACAGUCGGAAGACGUGGUAAACCUAGAAUCAUCACCUUAUGUCAGCAUCUAUUUCAAAGGAGUUUCAGCUUACGAAAACGAAUACUACGCAGAAGCGGUGGGUCUUUUUGAGACGUCGUUGAAGUCGUAUAUAGAAUCCGAGGAGGAAUGUAGAUUUUAUUGCGAGGGUUCGUUUGACCAAGGCUGGCAUCCAGAGUUUACGUCCUCCAUCGCUAAUCAUUUCGCCUACUGCUUGAAAUGCAAACGUGUUUGUUCCCAAGUAUUAAAUAGCAUCAAUGGCAAUUACCACAGGGACAUGCUGAAGAGUCACUACAACUAUUUACAGUUCUCGUAUUACAAACUGGGAAACUUGAAGGCAGCGUGCACCGCGGUUGAAAGUUACUUGCUGUUCGACCCGGCCGACGAAACGAUGCUGCAAAAUAAAGAAUAUUAUAAGUCUCAGCCAAAAGUGAAGGAUGAAUAUUUUACUUCUAGACAGGAAGCUAUAGUCUACUUGAAGAGACAAGAAUACGAAUUGAGCCUCUUGCGUUACAUAUCCGAUGAAUUUUCAGCUAUCGACGCGAAAUUCUCCAAGAUGAAGAAGAAGAAACAGCAGAAGAAAGAAAAGAACGAAAAUAAAGAGAAGGAAUUGGGAAAGAAAUUGAUCUCUGAAGCGUCGUUAUAUCCACCUCCAGGUCAUUCGUCGCUUACCCAGGCGAAAUUAUCGAGCAAUCUUUCCAAGAUACAAGAGGAAAGGCACGAGAUAAGCGAUACAAAGGAACUUAGGGUGAAGAACGUUGCAUAUAUAAUAGCAAAGGAGGAAGAACUUGGUGGAAAAAAUCGUUAUGUUGCUGAUGGUUUUCUUAACUCCACCGAGUGUAAAUCUCUAAUAAAAUUUGCUUCGAUGACUGCUGUGGAAGGAGACGGAUACAGCGAGAACAAGAGUCCACAUUCAAAAUAUGAGCGGUUCGAGGGUAUAACUAUUGGAAGAACUGCCUUGAUGGUAUACUUUGGACAAAUUGAACCAGAAUGGUUGGAAAUAUUUCUCGAGACAAGCGAACAAGCACGUGACCAUGUGGAAAGGUAUUUUGGACUAGAUCGACAACUGUAUUUCACCUACACUCAUUUGGUCUGCCGUACGGCUCUACCUGAUUCGCCAAUGGAUAGAAAUGACUUGAGUCACAAAGUUCACGGGGAUAACUGUCUUCUGAUAGAGAAAAAUACUUGUGUCCAGGAGAGCCCAGCCUAUGUCUGGAGAGAUCACUCAGCGAUUUUGUACUUGAACGAUGACUUUCAGGGUGGCGAGUUCUUCUUCGCGACAGAUCAAAUCAGUCGAGACGCAGACAAUAUUGUUUCACCUCGUUGCGGACGUAUGGUGGCUUUCUCCGCUGGUGGAGAGAAUCUUCAUGGUGUACGCGGUGUUCUUCGAGGCAAGAGAUGUGCUUUGGCUUUAUGGUUCACUCAGGAUGAGAACUAUAUCGAAUACGAGAGGGUCUUGGCUCGUGCUAUCUUGGAAAGAGUUAGAUCCAUUGGGCCUUUUAAAGAAAAGAACGUUCAAGUGCCUUUGAAGUACGAAGAUAUACUCGUUCAAUGUGUCAACAAUGACGAGUUGUUGAGACACUUUCUAAAGAGUUCUCCAUAAAGGGAGUGAAUAGUAUUUUACUAAAAGUUCCAGAGUAAUAUAUUUUAUCAGUCGAUGACUGGAUCAUUAUCAAUUCUGAGGGACCUGAAGAAGUAGAUUCAAGAUUCCUGUACUUAGUACAAUAUUCUUUUCAUAUCGUUUCUAUAAAACUGUACGAAACGUGUCAACAUAUUCUAUUAGCUUGACGUAAAAUACAAAACAGGAUGUCAAGUAGUCGCGGCAACUAACGGUUUAUUUAUAUAAAAUAUCCUAAUCUUUAUUAGAACAUAGACAUUACAUGUCAACAGGUUUACAUAACCAUUCUAUGUAUCAUGUAACACGUGUAAUCGUAUUUAAUUUAUUUCUUGUUUGUUCGUAUUUAUACUAUGUAUAAGAGUUACAUACGCAAUUGCAUUGCAAUCCUUGCAGUUUCACGUAUUUUAACGGCGUGAAAUCUCAAGCCCUGUACACACGAUUGCCUUUUUAUUAUAUAUCGCGUUGAAUUUUGCUCGAAAUGACACACAAAAAAUAAUGCUUCGUGCGUUGUAUGUUUUUAUGUUCUAAUGUGUGUUAUGUGUGUCUGUCUGUCUGUUUUUUUUUUUUUCCAAGUAAUACGAUUAUCGUCGUUAUUGCAAUUAUAUGUAAAAAGCGGAUCGCUGUAAAAUCUAAAUUGUCCACGUAUGUAAUUGUACGCAUAGGAAUCGAAAACACGCACGCAUGAUCGAUGUUAUACGAAUAAAAACACGGUGGUUGAGCCACUUUGAACGCCGUGAUCAUCGUAGGAUCAGUCGGGAAGAGAGUGAACGCGAUCAUUAACAUUAUUAUUAUUAUUAUGUUUCGUUACAAACGUUUAUUACGAAAAUUAUAGUGACAUCUGCGUAUCACAGGAGAGCUCAGUCAAUUAUUAUUAUUUUCUUCUGCAGGAACCACUCCAUAAUAAUAGUUCGUGUGCUCUUUCUUUCUUUCUUGUGUUAAUUUCUUUUUAAAUCGUUACCUCGCGCAUCUUAAUCAAAGAUUAAUCAAUGUUGUAAAUGAAUGAACAAAGAUCGAUAAUAUCGAGAUGGAGUGGUCACCAAAAAUUUCAUUGCAUUACUAAAGAUGGUUUUUGUAUUGCUCUUCGUAGACCUUCGCUUUGUUUUCUCGUACGAAUGUACAAAGAUCAUAAUAAAAUGAAAUAAUAUAAAAUACAUAAAACGUACGCGUUACCUUAAAAUUGUAAAAAUAUUAUGAUACGAUCGAUAGAAAAAAAAAAAAAGAAAAUUUUUGUCUUGUAUUGUCGUCCGGUAACGAAAAGAAAAAAUAAUGAUUUAGACUCCGAGAAUACAGCAGUUUGCACUUUCUUUCUACGAAUUUCUCCUCGUAUAGCUUACAAAGCAUAAUGCACUUUUAGAGCCAGGUAACAAAUACCUGGCAACAAGUACCGCAAAUAUUCGUGUAUAGAUAAAUAUGACAAAGGACAAACAAAAUAAAUUUCUGAGUAUACUGAUCUUUCUUUAAACUCGUUAAAUUAAAAUAAAAAUCUAAACAAGUGAUUCAUAAGUCACAUUAUAAUUACUUAAACGAUGCUUUCAUAAGAUUAAUAAAAAAGAAAAUAAACAGAUUAUUUGUAUCAAACCAUGCACGAAUAUGUACGGUGCAUUUGUCAACUUGUUGUCGAUAUUUAUACUCCAUCCAACGAGACGAGACGAGACGAGACGAGAUAAUAAAUGCAUAGAAAUUCAUGUGCUCUAAGCAGGCCCAGCUCACAGUACACUACAAACCUCGAACGAAACGUUUGAAGAACUGGAAACAACUGAGCUGAAUUUUUAAACAUAUCCUGACUCGUCCCGUUGGACGGAUUAUAAAUAUGCACAAAAGGAAGCAUCGUGUGUGCUGGACUACAUGUAUAAUAUAUAAUAUAUAAUAUAUAUAUAUUCGAGUUCAUUUAUCAGACUUAUUCUUACAGUUAUUACUUCGUUUUUUUUUUUAUAUACACAUAUACAUAUACACA